AUGGCGUUCAAGAAGGAUGAUAACUUCGGGGAAUGGUACUCCGAGGUUGUUGUUAACAGUGAAAUUAUUGAGUACCAUGACAUCCCUGGCUGUUAUAUUUUGAGGCCAUGGGUGAUGGAGAUCUGGGAAUUGCUGAAAGAAUUCUUUGAUGCAGAAAUAAAAAAGCUGAAGUCGAAAUCUUAUUAUUUCCCUCUGUUCGUUACUGAGAAUGUUGUGCAGAAGAAGAAGGACCACUUUGAGAGCUUUGCUCCUGAGGUGGCAUGGGUUACUAAAACAGGAAAUUCUGAGCUGGAAGCUCCUAUUGCAAUCCGUCCCACGAGUGAGACGGUCAUGUAUCCAUACUUCGCUAAAUGGAUAAGAAGCCAUCGUAACUUACCUUUGAGAUGCAACCAGUGGUGCAGCGUUGUUCGAUGGGAGUGUAGCAAUCCAAUUCCUUUAAUAAGGAGCCGCGAAUUUCUUUGGCAAGAAGGGCAUACAGUUUUUGCAACUAAAGAGGAGUCAGAUGAAGAGGUUCUCCAUAUAUUGGAACUCUACCGAAGGAUAUAUGAAGAAUUUUUAGCAGUUCCAGUGUCCAAAGGGAGGAAAAGUGAGAUGGAAAAAUUCGCUGGUGGACUUUAUACAACUAGUGUUGAGGCCUUCAUUCCAAACACUGGCCGUGGUAUACAAGCUGCAACUUCAAAUUGUCUUGGUCAAAACUUUGCAAAGAUGUUUGAAAUCUUUUUCGAGGGUGAGAAUGAUCCCACUCAAAAAAAGAAGAAUAAGAAAGAUAAAAGGUCCUUGGUGUGGCAGAAUUCUUGGGCGUACACCACCCGCUCGAUUGGGGUGAUGGUGAUGACCCAUGGGGAUGACAAGGGCUUAGUGCUACCACCAAGGGUGGCACCUAUCCAGGUCAUCGUUAUUCCUGAUCCAUUAUUAGAGGAUGCGGACACGGCUGCUAUUAAAGGAGUGUGUGAGACGAUCGUAUACACUCUAAACCAAGCUGGGAUUCGUGCAGACUUGGAUGCUCGUGAGAACCACGCUCCUGAAUGGAAAUAUUCUCACUGGGAAAUGAAAGGUGUUCCCCUAAGAAUCGAGAUAGAUGUGAAAGAUCUGGCAAACAAGCAGGUGCGCGUCGUCCACCGAGACAAUGGUGCAAAGGUUGAUAUUCCUUCGACCGAUUUGGUUGAGCAUGUAAAGGUGUUGCUGGAUGGGAUUCAAGAUAGCUUGUUUGAAACAGCCAAGCAGAAGAGAGACGCUUGCAUUGAAGUCGUCCACACUUGGGACGAAUUCACAGCAGCUUUGAAUGACAAGAAGCUGAUCUUGGCUCCAUGGUGCGAGGAAGAGGAGGUUGAGAAGGACGUGAGAGCUCGGACCGAAGGCGAUCUCGGCUCUGCCAAAACAUUGUGUGCUCCAUUCGAUCAACCAGAUCUUCCAGAAGAACUGUGUGCUUUGCUUCUGGAAAGCCCGCCAAGACCUGGUCGUUUUGGGGCCGCAGCUAUUGAUUGA
Molecule: messenger RNA, 1485 nt
Organism: Triticum turgidum subsp. durum (durum wheat)
Lineage: Eukaryota; Viridiplantae; Streptophyta; Magnoliopsida; Poales; Poaceae
Source: the annotation of a GenBank genome assembly